Saccostrea cuccullata (small rock oyster) is the source of this 1014-nucleotide messenger RNA. Its product is annotated as putative nuclease HARBI1. Bases 1 to 1014 code for a protein of 337 amino acids. The transcript is spliced from 2 exons. NCBI's taxonomy places the organism in Eukaryota, Metazoa, Mollusca, Bivalvia, Ostreida, Ostreidae. The record is from RefSeq and is a predicted model, not a curated record.
AUGAAUAAUCAACAACUGAUGCUUGCUUUGGAAAUGCUAGAACUAGACAUUGACAUUUCACAAAAUGCCAGGGCAAUGAUUCAGGCCAUCCAAGACCAGAGACGUGAUCGAAGGCAGCGGGGAUGGUGGACGAGAGAUUGGCUUCUCCGAAGACCUAUCCAUGGCCAAAUUCUUAUGUUUCAAGAACUGUUACACAUGGUUACUCCAAAGAUUAGGAAGCGCAACACUUGGUACAGGAAAUGUAUUGACCCUGGUUUGAGACUAGCAAUUACUCUGAGGUACCUAGCUACGGGGGACAGCUACCACACACUGAUUUAUGGUUUCAGAGUUGCCCACAAUACAAUCUGUGGUAUAGUAAGAGAGGUAUGCGAGGCCAUAGUGUCUGUUUAUUCAGAAGACGUUCUCUUGACACCCACGGAACCUGAACAGUGGAAAGCUAUAGCAGAACAGUUUGAGGCUAAGUGGCAGUUCCCCCACACACUAGGUGCUCUCGACGGAAAACAUGUACCCAUUAGGUGUCAAAAAAAUGGAGGAUCGUUGUAUUAUAACUAUAAAGGUUACCACUUUAUUGUACUGAUGGCUCUAGUUGACGCUAAUUACAAGUUCCGAUGGGUUAAUAUUGGCGCUCAAGGUGGAUUUUCGGACGCCCAGAUUUGGAACCAGAGUGAUCUUAAACAAGCGAUUAAAAGAGGAUUAAUGGGACUGCCAACAGCGACCCCUUUUCCCGGUGAUGAUAAACCCAUUGGCUACUAUAUUAUCGCAGACGAUGCUUUUGGUAUGAGGACCUGGCUUAUGAAACCUUUCUCUAGACGAGGUCUUUCUUAUGACGAGAGGAUUUUCAACUAUCGGUUAUCUAGAAGUAGAAGAGUUGUUGAACAUGCGUUUGGUAUUCUUGCAAAUCGAUUCAGAUGUUUACUAUCAGUCAUGAAUCAGGAGCCCAAAACUGUGCACGUCAUAGUUUCAGACUGCGUGUGCCUUCAUAACACCAUGAGAAUGAGAUACAAUUUUAGGUAG